Messenger RNA from Liolophura sinensis, 2197 nucleotides. Its product is annotated as ras-related protein Rab-8A-like. The record is from RefSeq and is a predicted model, not a curated record. Bases 288 to 905 code for a protein of 205 amino acids. NCBI's taxonomy places the organism in Eukaryota, Metazoa, Mollusca, Polyplacophora, Chitonida, Chitonidae. The transcript has 7 exons. Gene Ontology annotation, molecular function: GTPase activity; GTP binding.
ACCCGAGUUAGGCUGCCGAACAGUCUCCGCUCGUCCAGAAAGUCUGCUCAGGGAGACCGAUUAAGUGCCGAGACGAUUCGACUGGGGACAAGGGCGCGUGGUUGCGGGAGGGAUCGGGCUAUCCGGCGUUUGCCACCGUGGUCGUUGUUGAGCAAGGUUUCGCAUGUACCGUAACCUAAAUCGGACGGAGUACACACACGUACAGACUCGAUGAUACCUACGGGUGUACAUUUAUAUAUAGGUCUACAUACGCCGCGGGAUAUGUACAACUGCGAGGAUGGCUGCAAAUGCCAAAGCCGUUCGAUUAUCUCAUCAAGCUUUUGUUGAUCGGAGACUCAGGGGUUGGGAAAACGUGUAUACUGUGCCGAUUUGCUGACGAUUCUUACAACUCUACCUACAUCACCACCAUAGGAAUUGACUUCAAAGUUAAGACGAUUGAAUUAGAUGGGAAGCGAAUCAAACUCCAGAUAUGGGACACGGCGGGCCAGGAGAGAUUCCGGACUAUAACAACUGCCUACUACAGAGGGGCUAUGGGUAUUUUACUGGUGUACGACAUAACCAGUGAGAAGAGUUUUGACGAUAUUAAAGAGUGGAUGGCAAAUAUUGAAGAGCAUGCAGCUGACGGCGUGGAGAAAAUGAUCCUAGGGAACAAAUGUGAUAUGGACGAGAAACGAAAAAUCGCCAGAGAGAGGGGGACUCGGCUGGCCAUCAAUUAUGGGGUGAAAUUCACAGAGACAAGCGCAAAGAACAACGUUAACAUAGACGAGGCAUUCACAAUGCUAACCAAAGACAUCAAGAGAAAACUUGACAGACAAACUAUGAUUGGGUCUGGGGAGCAGUUUGAGGAUAGCAUAAGACUAAAAUCAGGCUCAUCCAAAAAGUCAAAGUGUGCCUGCUCCAGGUGACAUCCUCUCCUGUAGAGCCUCAUCGUAUAGGAACCAGGGUCAGGGCCUCAUCUGAACAGAGCCGCCAUGUUGGAAUGCAUGACGGGCAAUGACAGGAAUCCUUGAAAGGAAGCAAAUUUUGACAGAGUCGUGCAGAAUGAACAUUUUGUCCAACGCACAGGACCUGUAACAGCCGAAACAGGAAGGAACAAACUAAUUUACUGCUUUAAAAUGAUACAGAAUCGACCGUCAUUGACUGACAGUGAAUAAGCCAUGGUAAAGUUUGGAUAAAUUUGCCAUACUUGAAAAGCAUAAAACGUUAAGCAUAUAGCCUGGACCUGGCUAUCUCAGCAGCCAACCAACCACGGGCUGUCCUAAGCAUAUAGCCUGGACCUGGCUAUCUCAGCAGCCAACCAACCACGGGCUGUCCUAAGCAUAUAGCCUGGACCUGGCUAUCUCAGCAGCCAACCAAAUAUGGGCUGUCUAGUCCUUAAGCCUAAAGUGUUCCUGUUUGUUUUUAAGGCGAUUUUACAGCUUGAAACUGGAUAUGCCUUAUAUCCCAUCGUAAUUCACAACAAUUUUUUGAUCUCAAUCAUUUUAAUGACUGACUUAUUGUGUUAGUUAGAUCUUAUUGCCAAAUUAGAUCUUAUUGCCAAAAUGUUUGAGAUUGGUGUCAUAUAACACCAAUUCCUCUGUAUCUUUCUGCUUGUCUCUGUAGUCUCGUCCUGAGUUUAAGUCUCGAAGAAUAGACAAACAUUAGAGAGAAGCGGUUUAACGUAAAUCCGCUGACCGAGCAGUACGACAAGGUCUGUAGCACGUCUGUCCAGUUCUUCUCUGUAAGAGGUUUGUGAAUUUGUAAUAAUACAGAAGUAUGACGGGGGCUACUGAGUGAAUAUCGUGUGAAAAUCCGCUUCACAUUCUACAUUGAACAUCUGUAUCCGUUCUAAGCCGGUUUAAAUACCUUCUAAUGUUAUAGGGAAAUUUUCCGUUAAUUUGCGAAUGUAUUCGUCAGUCACUGUAUCCAAGACAGGUGAGGCAGUUGUGGAGUUAGGGACCAAUGGUUUUCCAGCCGAGAGAGGUUCUCAUUUUAACGUUUUCCAUUUGUUAUGAUUUCGCCGUGGCUAUAGCUACAUGUAUAUGUUUUUAAGUUUUGAAGACGGUAUUAUUCGAAGUCGUGCAAUACGCCCGCUUCUAUCACAUUAAGGUUUGUCUCAUGCUAUAUUAAGGUGUCAAAUAUUGUAUGUAAGCUGUGCCACGUCUUCCGUCAUACUUCUGCUGUCACUGUCAUUCCACGAGUAAAAUUUGUGCCUGUA